Iphiclides podalirius (scarce swallowtail) is the source of this 1446-nucleotide messenger RNA. NCBI's taxonomy places the organism in Eukaryota, Metazoa, Arthropoda, Insecta, Lepidoptera, Papilionidae. The record is from the annotation of a GenBank genome assembly.
AUGGAUUUAAUAUCAGAUGAAAACACAAAAUGCGUGGAUCAUGUGAAGAGACCUUGGUAUAAAUAUGUGACGGUGGAACCAGUGAUGUUCUUCUACAUGCUGGCCUUCAUGAUCACCAAUGUGAUAGAGCAGACAUUCUACAUGUUCAAAGCAUGCACUGUAAACCAUGGCUACAGUGAGGAGAUAUGUUACAAUAUUAGCAGCUAUAAAGAAAUCAAUACUGAAGUGCAGGUGACCGUCUCGACGUUCCACCAGUGGAACGGAAUCGCCAGCCACGUAGUGCCGCUCCUGUUGGCCUUCUUCAUUGGCACUUACAGCGAUAAACGGGGGAGGAAGUCGAUCCUGCUCGCUGGGCUGCUGGGGAAACUUUACUUCUCGAUUGUUAUCACCCUGAACACUAUGAACGCUUGGCCCGUGGAGUACGUUAUAUACACGGCUGCCUUUCCGAGCGCUCUCACCGGCGCGGACCUGUCGAUUUUCGCCGGUAGCUUCGCCUACAUUUCGGACGUGACGUCAUUGAAGGAAAGGACUCUACGCGUGGGCAUCCUGGACAUCGUGUAUCUGAGCACCAUGCCGACGGGCGUUGCCAUCGGCAACUUGCUGUAUACGAAGGUCGUGAACAGAUCCUUCACGGCGAUGUUCCUCAUCAACGCCUGCCUAAUGCUCGUCGCGACGGUGUACUGUGCAAUCGCGCUGAAGUGGCAGACCCGGCCCGAGCAGAAGUCCCUCAGGGAGGCGAACGUGCGGAACCCCAUCGCGGAUUUCUUCGACCUGAGGAACAUAAAUCGGACCCUAGUCACGCUGUCCAAGAAGCGGCCGAACAACAGGAGGCUACUACUGUGGUUCCUGCUCAUCUCCAUGGCGUUUUACACGUUCCAGAGAGACGAAAGACCGGUGAUGUAUCUGUAUACGACAUACGUCUUCGGAUGGGACGCUACAGACUUCAGCAACUUCAGGACAUACCUGAGCACGGCCUAUGUGGUCGUGAUGCUGUUUGGAAUACCUUUGUUCACCAAAGUGCUCAAUUGGAGGGAUACGCUGAUAAUAAUGGUCGGGGCGGGGGCGCACAUCGCCGGGCACACGGUGUACGCGCACGCACAGAGCGGCGGCGCGAUGUACGCGGGCGCGGCCGCCGCCGCCCUAGGGCCCUGCGUGGCGCCGCUGGUCCGCGCGAUGACCUCAAAGGUCCUCCCGCCGGCGGAGAGAGGCGUGGCUUUCGCGUUCCUUUCGGUGAUGGAGAACGCGGUGGCUAUGUUCGCCUCCGUGGUCUACUCGCAGCUGUACAAGGCGACACUGGGCACCGGAUACGUGAACGCAAUCUUCUACCUCACCAUCGGCACCCAGGUGGUCGUGUUUUUAUUGGCGCUAACCACGGAUUUACUGCUGAAGGGCCAACCAUUGGAGGCAUUCGUGGAGGCGGACGAAAGGCGCCUCUCGACGGCUUCG